UAAAAAUAUUCUAGUUAUGUCAUAUAUACAUUCAUAAGUAUAUUCCAUAAAGCCUUAUGGGAGGCACCAUUACAAUAUCUCACUGGUAGGGAAACUGAGGCACAGAAAGGUGAAGUAACUCACCCAAGGCAGAGUCAUGAAUAGAAACCAGGAGUUCUGGCACCAAUUCCUUUAGAUUAGCCACAAAACUACCUUUCCUUUAUAUUUCCCUACAGUGUUUCUUCCUUUUUCUCUCUCUCAGUCUCUUCUGUCGCUUUUUAUUCUCUGCCAUUGUCUCUCUUUCUCUGCCUGUCACCUGGUCUUUCUUUCCCCUCCUUCACUGGUCCCCUCCCACUGUAGUCCUUUGCCAGCCCUGUAGUUCUCUCUCUGCUCUGUCUCCUUCUCCAAAUCUCUGCAUCCUGUUUCUCCAUUCAUCUCCAUCUACUGUUGUUCCCUCCUCAGGUGUUAAUUCUCUUUACCAGAUAUGCAUAUGGAACUCCCAUCAGCCCUCCCUAUGAUGAGCAAAGGGGGUGCUGAGAGUGUGUGGGGCAACCAGUGCCUACGGUCUCCUUCUCCCCCGUCUCUAACUCACUGCCAUAGUAAGCUGGGAGAAGGGGAUGGAGGAAGAGGAAGCAGCCUCGUUUGCCUGCUCAACCCAACUAUCUAUUGAGUUUCCGGGCUGCUCAACCCAAGUAGCCCCUUGUCAGUGGGAGGAGAAGCUACAGGGGGAAUCUUGCUCACACCAGACAGCCCUGCUAAAGAGGGACACCCCGAAUGAGAGGAGUUUUCAGGAUGAAAUAGCUAAGAUCUGGAGAAGAGGACAGGGGUCCUGAGGUCUGUCAAGGACUCCAGUGACUGUCAUGCAGUCAUGUCAUCAGGCAUUCUACCAGUGACAAAGUUAGGUAGAGCUACCAUUGCUUUGUGGUAUAUUCAUACAGGGGCUAUUAAAGCAUUGGCCUAAAAUAUUAGGGUGAAAUAUGCCCCAGGUCUCUUACACUGAGCUCCACUUACAUUAGAUUCCAUUCUGAGGGAGCUGGCCUGUCUUUUGGGGCAGAUGAAAGGUGCUGCAAACAUAAGCAUCAGAAAGGAAUGCUAGACAAAAGGUGAAAAUAGCAGACUUGUACAAAGUAAUGGCAAUUCUCCAGAACACCUCUGGCCUGACUUUGACUGAAGGAGACAGCACCCAUGGUGGGAUAACUUAAGGGACUGCAUCUUCACCAUCAGAAAGAAGUUAACAUAACAGGAAGAGGGUGAAAUCCUGGCCCCAGAAAAAUUAGAUUUGGCAAGAUUUCCAUUGACUUCACUGGGACCAGGAUUUCACCCCAGAAAGGGGUCUCAAAAGUACAUGAACAUUCUCAGUAACAGAGGCUGCUUAAAGGCAUCUGGUGCAUUGCUGGUCUAUCAAGCAUUGAUUAAAUAGUGCCUUUUAAAUGUAAGCUGUGGGUAAACUUAACCACAAAAACCAAACAGACCCUUCCCCCAACAUUUAAGGCAAACGUUCCUGCUUAUAUCUAAGGUAAACAAAGGAAACCACAAUAUUAAAAACAACUAAAUUAUUGAUAUUAUAUUAACUGAUAGAUUGAAGCCUAGACAUUCCUUUUAAAUGUUUUUAAAUAAGAUUGAGAAACACCCUCAAACUUUGUUGCAUUAAAAACAUAGUUCUAAAUCUGACGCAAGCCGCAUUCCUUCCAACCUUAUUUUUCAACCAGUUAGGAGCCCCUCUGGAUUUCAAAGCGCACUUUGCUCGGCAGAGCUUUUAAAAAACCACAAGACACUGAUCCUGCCAUGAACUUCACUUGAGCAGACCUCCCCCCCCCUUGAAGUCUGCAGGGCUCAGCAAUCCUGCCACUUGGAGCACAUUGCAGGAUCAGAGCUUACACCAGAUUUCAAUUAACCUUCAUACAAGGGGGGCGCGGGGUGAUUGAUUGUGUCACCCUCUGGGUUUGUCAGAUAUCAGGCGCUGCUGUAAAAUGCACCUGUUUCCCCAGGCUUGUGGUAUCCAGGUUAAUAGACGGUGCCCAUCACCAUGGGCUCUGAGAGCAUUUCAGAGGACCCAAAAGGGGGAUUCCGUGUUGGGGAGGGUGGAUGAGGAGGGAGUGUCGUUAUUCCCAUUCCCCUAGCACCCAAGGGCCAGUCUGGGAGCUCCGCAGGGGCAGGUUUGCUCAGGCCUGGGGGAGCUGGGGGCUGGACGGCCGAGCCUGCUCCCCUCCUGCCCAGCGGAGAGAAGGACGCCAGAGGGGAACCGAGCAAGCAGCUUUUCCAACUCCGGCCCGCCUGCUCCCAACCGGCUCAGCCCUUCCUAGCAGCGACUUUCCCCCGGUCCCUAACGGUCUUCCAGCCUGGCUCAGCACUUUGCUCACACUCCCUUGCGCUGCGAUGUGCGCCCCCCGGCUGCUGUGUGCGCGGUGCAAGGGGCUGGCGGCCCCACUUCCACUCCGGCCGAGGCGAAGGAAACCUCCAUGCUAAAGCCAUAUCACAUCCAAUCCAGCAACAACUAACACCUCAAAACCUGGAGCUGCUCUUUCUGCUGCCUGACUUUUGCCUCAGAUUGACAGAGGAGGCUUUUUAAAAACCAACUCCCCUGCCCCCCAUCCCAGCCACUUACCAAGUGAUUUGCUGUGAUGGAUUUCAGAUGGACAUGUGUAAGGCAUAUUCAGCAGAACCUGGUCUAGCCUAAGAAUUUGCCAAGCAAGUCCAGAAGCACAAGAUGACAGACGAGCCCAUUAAAGAGAUGCUGGGAGCUCCAAAGCAUCCUGAACCUGUAACGAUGGAGAAGAGCAAUAACAAUGACUGCGUGGUAACAACUGUCCCUUUGGUCAGUGAGUGCCAGCUGACUGCAGCAACCGGAGGAGCGGAGCUGUCCUGUUACCGUUGCACUAUCCCCUUUGGUGUGGUCAUUCUUAUAGCUGGAGUGGUGGUCACCGCUGUGGCUUACAGCUUCAAUUCCCACGGCUCAAUCAUCUCAGUGUUUGGACUGGUCCUCUUGUCAUCUGGACUCCUCUUGCUGGCUUCUAGUGCCUUGUGCUGGAAGAUCAGGCAACAGCACAAGAAAGCCAAAAGGCGGGAGAGUCAGACAGCGCUUGUGGCGAAUCAGAGAAGCUUGUUUGGUUAGAGACUACCAGGAAAACCACGAACAGAAGAGAGCUCCCUUGUAAGUCAAUUUGACUAUUUAUUGAUAAGUCAGACCGCAGGAAGUUUUUGACUGGAUUGGAAUGAAAAUGGGUUGGAUUGAGAGACUCUAGGAGCAUCUUUGGAAUUGUUAGUAUCUGUCUUUUCACAGACUUACAGACAGUGAUAUUUCUUCCAAGACAGAGGGGGGAAGAAAGGUGGAUUUUUUUUUUUCUUCACAGAAAAAGUGUCAUGACUUAUUCUUUCGACUGCAGUUAACACUCAGAUACUAUUGGAAAGGGAGCCCAGUGAACAGUCAAGAAAAUAACUUAACCUGAUCUGAUGUGCCAGAAACCUGCUUAAAAAUAAUACGCACUGUGAGGUCUGACCAAGGGAGGAGUUGUAGCAUUUGAACAGAUGACAAAAAAAAACAAAAAAAAACCUUGUGGCUAGAUUGCCUUUGACUUAGGUUGUUCUAGGGAAAAACAAACAGGAAAAAAAACCAACUGUGAUUGCUCAAUAAGCUGAUGUGAGGAUGGCAGGUCAUUUUGGUUUGUUCCUAUGUGUUAUGAGUGGUACUUUAAAAAAAAAAACAGUAAUAUUAAACUUGUUUUACUAUUGAAUAGAGGUAGGUAGGUAUUUGUAAUUAUAUUUGUCCAACAUAAAUAACGAGGUAUGAGUAUAGCUUAAAUUGAGUUUUUUGUAAAUUAAAGUGGUCGGAUUUAGCACUUUGAUUUUGAUAAAAAAGGAUUAAAUGUACAUUUCAUUUAAAAUAAUAAACAUUCAGUGCUGCUAGAUCUUUAGAAAGUCUAGCAUUUUUCAUUGUUUUUGGGACAGCUUGUCCUUUCAGCUUCAAUCCCGGAGCUUUACGAUCUUCUUUUCACAACAUCCCUUUGUAGAGCAAUAGUU
Gopherus evgoodei (Goodes thornscrub tortoise) is the source of this 3996-nucleotide messenger RNA. It is a transcript of the gene TMEM100, whose product is annotated as transmembrane protein 100. Bases 2687 to 3091 code for a protein of 134 amino acids. Gene Ontology annotation, biological process: cellular response to BMP stimulus. NCBI's taxonomy places the organism in Eukaryota, Metazoa, Chordata, Testudines, Testudinidae. The transcript is spliced from 3 exons. The record is from RefSeq and is a predicted model, not a curated record.